AUGCCGUCCACGGCUUCUGUCUUGUUUGCCGCGUUGGCCCUUUCGAGUGUUCAGAUUGCAGUUGCUUCGCCCGCGGAGGUUAAUGUUGCUGCGACGUCAUUCUGCAGCACUCCUAGCCGUGGGUACAGCUGUUUCCCGCUGUACUCUCAGUUCUGGGGCCAGUAUUCUCCGUACUUUUCGCUGGAAGGCCGCUCUGCCAUCCCCUCGACUGUUCCUCCUGGCUGCAAAGUCACCUUUGCGCAGUCUCUCCAGCGCCAUGGCGCUCGAUUCCCUACCAAAAGCAAGACCGAAGUCUACUCAGAACUGAUCAAACGCAUCCAGAAAGAUGCUACUGAAUUCAAGGACGAGUUUGCUUUUCUGAAAGACUACAAAUAUAACCUCGGAGCUGAUGAUCUGACUCCCUUUGGUGAGAGUCAGCUAUAUGACUCCGGCAUCAAGUUCUUCCAGCGGUACCACGGCCUAGCCAAGGGCUCCAAGGUCUUUGUCCGAGCUGCAGGUUCCGAUCGGGUGGUUGCCUCUGCCUACAAGUUUGUGGAGGGCUUCAACAAGGCCAAAGGGAACGAGAAAGGAGGGAUCACCAAGCUUGACCUCAUCAUCAGCGAAGACGACCGCCGGAAGAACCCAAUCGCCCCCCAGGGCUGUGAUGGCUUUGACAACGACGAGACUGCUGAUAAGGUCAGCGACCAGUUCCGCAGCACCUUCACCCAGCCUAUCGUAGACAGAGUCAACAAGAAGCUACCGGGAGCCAACAUCAAAACUGGAGACAUCAAGAGUCUGAUGGCCAUGUGUCCCUUCGACACUGUAGCCCGUACUCCUGAUGCCAGUAAACUCUCUCCAUUCUGUCGUCUCUUCUCUCACGAAGAUUUCCGUCACUAUGAUUACCUUGAGACCUUAGGCAAGUUCUACGGCCAUGGGCCUGGAAACUCCUUUGGCCCCGCCCCCGGAAUUGGCUACGUCAACGAGCUCAUCGCCAGAUUAACCAAGUCGCCAGUCCGUGACAACACUACCGUCGACCAUGAACUGGACGAUAACCCAGAGACCUUCCCGCUUGACCUACCCCUAUAUGCUGACUUUAGCCACGACAACAGCAUGACGGUCAUAUUCACUGCCAUGGGCCUUUUUAAUGCUACCAAGCCUCUUUCUCCAACUCAGAUUACUAACCCUGCCGACGCGUAUGGUUACUCUGCCUCCUGGACUAUCCCGUUUGGUGCCAGAGCUUACUUUGAGAAGAUGGUGUGUGAUCAUUCUCCGUCAGCUAAACAGGAGUACGUCCGAGUCUUGCUUAACGACCGUGUGUUCCCUCUUCAAGGUUGCCAUACCGACUUCCUUGGGCGAUGCAAGUUGGAAGACUUUAUCGACGGAUUGACCUACGCAAGGUCCAAUGGGAACUGGGACCAAUGUGGAGUAUCUCCUACUAUGUGA
Nannizzia gypsea CBS 118893 is the source of this 1422-nucleotide messenger RNA. RefSeq names its product 3-phytase A. Bases 1 to 1422 code for a protein of 473 amino acids. NCBI's taxonomy places the organism in Eukaryota, Fungi, Ascomycota, Eurotiomycetes, Onygenales, Arthrodermataceae. Gene Ontology annotation, molecular function: acid phosphatase activity. The record is from RefSeq and is a predicted model, not a curated record. The transcript is spliced from 2 exons.